AUGUGGUUCGAAGAACGUAGUUGGUCAAAUCUUCGAAUGUCAGAGUUGGUAGAGGAAUGGAGAGAUCUUUGGUCUUUCAAGGUGGAUUUUCUGGUUGUGGCAAUAUCGUAUGUGUUUGCGACAACUAAUUUUUUGAAUUUUCCGAAACUUACGCUAGAAAACGGAGGACUUGCAUUUGUUGCCGCUUACGGUGUUGCUCUUCUUGUGCUCGUUUUACCGACAAUCGUUCUUGAACUAGCUGUUGGUCAACUAACUGGGCGAGCUCCUGUACAAGGUUUCUACAAUCUGUCACCGGUAUUCAAAGGGAUUGGAAUAUCUCAAAUUCUCUUCACAUUACUAGUGUUGGCGACGAUGACACGAUUUAUUGGAUGGUUGAUGUUGUUCUUAUAUUAUCUCUUCUGGACUGUUCAAGCAGAUCGACCUGGUUUACCGUGGCUGAACUGCAAAUACUUUCCCGAGUUUUUGUCAGCACCCUGCCGAGAUGCUGGAUCGAUGGCAAAUUUUACGCUUGCCGCUCAUACUAAGCUAAGUACCGUACGAUCGGAAAGCUCCUUUAUGCAGUUCAUGAGUGCACUGGAAAAGCCAUCGGCUUCUAUCAGCGACUUUGGAGACUUUCAAUAUAAUCUGCUUAUUGUACAAGGUCUAGUGUGGAUCAUUGUAUUCAGUAGUAUUUGUUUCGGUGUGAGAUGGCUUGGAAAGGUGGUUCCACUGUUGUUCAUGGCAGCGUUCAGUAUGCUUUUGGCGCUUCUGAUUCGUGGUUGUACUAUGGAUGGGUUAAUGGCGAUAUUUAAUGUCUAUCUCAAUGCAACAGACUGGAACAAGCUCGCUGACUAUAAAUUGUGGAAAGUUGCAUGCGAACAAGCUAUUCUUGCCAGUGGAAUCGGUUAUGGUGCAUUCAUUACAAUGGGCUCGUACAAUCGGCGAUCCAACAAUCUUGUCGCAGAUUCGAUAUCUGUUGUUACUAGCCAUAUUGUACUGACGUUGAUGCAAUUCGUUACCGUAGUUGGUUCUCUAUUUAUUAAUGGAAAGGUAAUUCCAGGUGAAGCACAAAUGUGGCACAUUUUAACUUACUUCUCUUAUCUUCCGAAUAUGAAACUAUGGAGUGGAUUGCUACUUUUCGCAUCGAUAUGUAUUCUAAUCAAUAUAUUUUGUCUUCUUUCACUGUCGGUGCUAUCUGCUCUGGAAGAUGCUCUCGGUGACCGUUGGUCACGUUGCUUUUUUCGUUUUGUGUUGGCGUUCUUCGUCUGUAGUGUAACUUUUGCCAUUUCAUUAUACUUCGCCACCCAGGCAGGUCGUCAUGCAUAUGAACUAGUCACUGGGUUUCUCAAAUACGUCACUAUUUUUGUUAUUCUCACUUUUGAACUUUUCGCUACUGCCUGGUUCUAUUGUGCACAUCGCCUGGGUAUGGAUCUUCACGUAAUGUUAAGAAACGCAUGGUGCUGGUGUUUUGGGCACUUUAUUCUCCUCUUCACUUACCUUCUUCCAGUAAUUCCAGCGGGAAUUGCAAUUCUGAAUCUUCGUUCUUAUAACUUCUCAACGUUUUCACCAGCUAUACAUUCAUGGCCAUGGUCAGAAUGGGUAGGAAUUGCAAUCGCGCUUGGACCCUUGAUUCCUAUACCUUUGUGCAUACUUUUGACACUGUUAGGAGCAUGUUGUUGCGGUGGCAAAGAAGGAAUGUCAAAAGGACAGGUAAUGUUAAAUUUUUAUUAUCGAGAAAAGUCAUCUACUAAGCCGCCACCGCGAUACACUGGAACCGCUCCAGGAUAUCUUCUUUUGCCUCAAGCUCCACUUGCGGAGCCGGAGACAUAUGCGUAG
Messenger RNA from Angiostrongylus costaricensis, 1815 nucleotides. The record is from the annotation of a GenBank genome assembly. Lineage: Eukaryota; Metazoa; Nematoda; Chromadorea; Rhabditida; Metastrongylidae.